ACACUUGUUAAUGCUUAAAAGUAAUUAUAUAGAACCGAUUCUUGGGUUAAUCAUCCGCCGGAUGACUAACGAGUGUCUCUAUUUCUCCUGGCUUCUUGCAGAUGGCUACUGGACAAUUCUGGAAACGGUGCCCUACUCGAUUGCCAAUGCUGCUCCCAAUCAAACGCUCACCACGGCCACCACUUUGAGCAAUGGUGGUUCGGGUCUGCUGACGGGAGCCACUGUGGUGGUGGAGCUGCCGCCCGAUGAUCUGGGCAAUCCGGUGGGCAAUAUCCAGUACACCAUUCCGGCUCUAACCAAAAAUGCCACGACGAAUACGAGUACGACUAGCCUGCUGCACAAGCCACAGGCUACCACCAUUCAGAUUGUGAAGCAGCAACAUCAAUCGCAUCAGCAGCAACAUCAGACGCAUCAGCAGCAGCAACACCAGCAGCAACAUCGCCAGCAGUUGACCAUCCAGCAGCCGCAGGCGCAUGCGCGGCAGGAGUACAUCAAAAUAGACACCUCCAGGCUGGAGGACAAGAUGCUGCUGCGGGACGUGAUGCAGUAUGGAGCCAGCAGCAUUGCCAUGGCGCCGCAGAGUGCCACCACCACGCACGAGUCCGGUUUGUUGCUGGCCGAUGCCGAUGAGGCCGAAAGGGAACUCGAGCUGGAGGCCAUGAAGGUGGAUCACCACGAAGAGGAUCACCUGAUCGACGACGAGGGCUAUGUGGUGGAGAAAAUUCACAGCGAUGGGGAGCCAGUGCAUCAGCAGGCGGAGAAGCUGUACAUGAAUGGCAUGACCAGUACCAUUCACACGGCCACCACGAUGACCUUGCAGCAGGUAUCCGGCGACUAUCCGCUGGAUGACUGCAAAUAUGCGUGCAAUGUGUGCGGCAAGACCUACAAGAUCAAGGGAUCCCUCAAGCGGCACAAGAACUACGAGUGCGGCGUGGAGCCGAAUCUCAAGUGUCCCCAUUGUCCGCACAAGUGCAAAUACAAAUCCGAUUUACGGAAGCAUAUGAACCAAAAACAUGCCGAUUCCGGGGAGGCAAUCCUCGGACACUAGUUCGAAUAUUACUAAGAUUAAUUAGCAUUUGUAGUCUCUGUUUAGCACUUGUUGUUGUGAGUUACCAUAAUGUGUGAUGAAUUCUAACCUUUACUUUAUGUAUUUACUUGGGAGACGUUGACAGAGAUUUUUGAAGAUUUAAAAAGCGUAUUUUGAAUUUUUUGUUCAACAAAAGUAUGGAUUAUGUUAACUAAACGUUUUAAUCCAAGUGUCUGAAUUGUACAUAGUGAAAUAGAACAGAUAACAUUUAAACGGAAAACUUGUUCAAACUCUUCAAAGAUUUCUUCAAUCGCCUACAGUUAACUGUUUGUAAUAUAGCCAAAGUUAUGAUCUCAAAGUGUAAUCUUAAAUACAGUAAGCUAGUUGGACUGAGUAUCGAAACAUGCCGUCAAGUCAAGUUCAUGUUGAAUUGCUCAAUCUUUAGAAUCAAAUUUCGAAUCAGCUCAAAGUCAAAGUGUACGGUUAAGUAUUUUAAACUCGAACAUUAUACCCUAGAUAACGUUUUAAAAACAUAACCCAAUCACUGCGUAUUUACCAUGUAUAUGAAAGUACCAAACCAAAAUACCAAUAAAUGAAUGUUUACAAUCGAAUCGAAGGAAAUUAUUGAAUCGAAUUACCUGCGAUGCUCCGAUUAAAGCCCUUAACUAAUAUGAUUCUCUUUUCUCUAGGAUAAUCCAAUGGAUUGAGAUGACUGGAGCUGGAGGCAAUCGCACAGCGAACUGGAUGACUGGCCCAACCAAAAAAGGUCUAUACAUUUAAAUUGACUCGUAUAGCUAUAAGUAGUCCAAUCAUUUAUCAGCCAAUAAAAAUGUCAAACUGAAA
Molecule: messenger RNA, 1870 nt
Organism: Drosophila ficusphila
Lineage: Eukaryota; Metazoa; Arthropoda; Insecta; Diptera; Drosophilidae
Product: longitudinals lacking protein, isoforms N/O/W/X/Y-like
Source: RefSeq, a predicted model, not a curated record